GGGAGACGAGGCGCAGGAGGAGAGGCGGAGCGCAACGGGCGAGGAGAGGAGGUGACCUCGCGGCAGGUACUAAAUCAUCAUUAGUCAAGAUGUCUUCAGCACCUGAGCCUCCAGCUGUUAAAAAGGAGCCACCCAAGGAAAAAGACCUGGGAAACCCAGGGCUCAGAGGGAUCCGCACCACAACCUUAUUUCGAGCUGUGAAUCCAGAGCUCUUCAUUAAACCUAACAAACCUGUAAUGGCUUUCGGAUUGAUAACCCUUUCACUUUGUGUGGCUUAUAUCGGUUAUCUACAUGCGACACAGGAGAAUAAGAAGGACCUCUAUGAAGCUAUUGAUAGUGAGGGACACAGUUAUAUGAGGAGGAAAACAUCUAAGUGGGAUUAACAGUGCUGGUUACUGCAGAUGGAGCUUUACUGGGGACUCUGAAACCUUCAGGUGAAGAUUAGCGCCACACAGUGUCUUGUUUCUUGUUCUAGAAGACGCUACUGAGGAGGAAGGAUGGCGGCUGCAGCCAGGCCACUAUAGUGAACGUUGUCCUUUCAAAACCGUAGCCAUUAUCGCAUUCUUUUUCCACAGAAAGAGCUGCUCAGUAUUUUUCCUUGACUAAAUCCUCUUGUAAAAGUGCCAUGAGAAUGGAAGUCACUUUUGUGAAUUAAGUUCUAUAUAAUAAAAAGUACCGAUGCUCUUAAAUUUA
Balaenoptera ricei (Rice's whale) is the source of this 693-nucleotide messenger RNA. RefSeq names its product small integral membrane protein 8 (gene SMIM8). The transcript is spliced from 3 exons. NCBI's taxonomy places the organism in Eukaryota, Metazoa, Chordata, Mammalia, Artiodactyla, Balaenopteridae. The coding region runs from base 90 to 383 and encodes 97 amino acids. The record is from RefSeq and is a predicted model, not a curated record.